AGUACACGGCUCUCACCAAAGUUGCAGCAUCCCGCUCAAUAGCCUAUCCGAGCUAAUAUCUUGGCAGUGGCUCUGAAAAAAUAUUCAUAGUAUGUUUGUUGGUCAAGCCGAUUUGGAGAUCCUCUAUUGUUUAGGUGGAAAGUACAAAAUGAGUCUCGUUUCUCGUCCUCUGAUGACGAUUCUCCAGAAACACUCUUUUUGGUCAAGACCAUGCUUAUAGCCUCCCGCUAUUAUCUUACUUUACCAGUGUUAUCAUUCAUGAUACUACUGUGGCAACUACAUAAUUACAAAGAACUUUUGUCUUCUCGCGGAAAAUCGUCUUUCGAUCCUAACUUGGAGGCCAUCAACUGGGCAGAGUUCGCCUAUGUGCAAUAUGCGACUGACACAGAUUAUCUCUGUAAUGCUGUUAUGCUUUUCGAGUCUCUUGAGCGCCUUCGCAGCCUCCCAGAAAGAGUGCUUCUUUUUCCUUCGCACUUUGAUCUGAAGAGCGAAUCUGUGGAAGGGAGAUUGUUACGCAAGGCGCUUGCAGAGUAUCGCGUCAGACUAAUGCCCAUUGAGGUACAAACUCGACCCGCUGAUGAUACAACAUGGACAGACAGCUACACCAAGUUGCUGGUCUUCAAUCGAACGGAGUACAAGCGGGUAAUAAGUUUGGACUCGGAUGCUAUCUUGCUACAAGUAUUUAGAACCCUGGCCACUAUUACAUCUUGAUAGGCAGAGACAUAUGUACUAAAAACUUUGUCACUA
Messenger RNA from Aspergillus uvarum CBS 121591, 747 nucleotides. RefSeq lists its product as uncharacterized. Bases 211 to 711 code for a protein of 166 amino acids. Gene Ontology annotation, molecular function: glycosyltransferase activity. The transcript has 2 exons. The record is from RefSeq and is a predicted model, not a curated record. Lineage: Eukaryota; Fungi; Ascomycota; Eurotiomycetes; Eurotiales; Aspergillaceae.